Molecule: messenger RNA, 1572 nt
Organism: Ostrea edulis (European flat oyster)
Lineage: Eukaryota; Metazoa; Mollusca; Bivalvia; Ostreida; Ostreidae
Product: multiple epidermal growth factor-like domains protein 10
Exons: 5
Coding region: 854-1252 (132 amino acids)
Source: RefSeq, a predicted model, not a curated record
UGAAGUUUUAGAGCUAUUUUAGGUGAAACAGAGUGGCAAAAAAGUGGAGUCAAAUUCGUCUAACGAUAAAAGCUAUCCGUAAGGGAGAUAUCGUCCUUAAUUUUGAAUUGAAUUUCUAAAAUUUAUAACAGCAAUUAAAUACAAAUCCGUAUUUCCAAGCUAGUAACAAAGUACUUAUUGUUCCUCUUCUUCUUUUCCUUGAUGUGGAUGGAAACAAACUUCUUAUGCAAAGACACCAAGUGUACAUGUGUUUUCAUGAUAUUGUGAUCACUUUUACUACGAUUAACAAACAUGUGAACACUUGAAUUUUGAAGAAUGAGGAAAAUUUAUAAACGUGUGAAAAUUACUUCAAAUCAUAAAAAUGUUUAUCAAAUGCCAUCCACGUAUGGUACUGAUACGAAAUAACGUAUUUUCCACAUCGCAAAAGAAAUAAUUUUACAAACUCCGCUUCAGAUUGUUAAAUGGCUAGAGGGAAUGUCAUACACGCGUUAUGUUUUGUUUGUAUAUUAUCAACAUGUAUCAUGGCUCAAACGGUUACCACUUCGCUAGAUGUUAGCAUUCAUACGAAGUGCACGGUAUGGAAUACGGCACUGAAGAAAUGCACAGGUAAGUAUAACAUCUUGUUAAGUCAAAUCAAGGCUGGAGGUCUGGAUUUUGUACCAUCGUUAUAACUAAAACAAUAUCAUUUAUCACUGGCAAUUACUUUCACUUCAGAAUUAUAGAUUUAUUUUAGGCCAUGAAUGAAAGUUAUAUUCAAAAUUAAUCUUCUGUAUGUUUAGAAUGUGAUGUAGGUUUACAAGGUGACUACUGUCAGAUGACUUGUCGUUAUCCGAACUAUGGAAAUCAAUGACAAAUGCGGUGUAACUGCGAGCAAUGGAACUGUAGUUUUCUUACUGGAUGUGAGGAUGGGUCACCAACGCUUUCACCAAGCACAACGAUUUCACCAAGCACUACAGAGACUUCUUUCCCCGUAUAUUUAUCGACUAAAACUCUAAAAGCAUGUUGCUCUGGAUACACCGGGUCUGACUGUGAAUUACCGUGUCGGUAUCCAAGUUACGGGGUCGGCUGUCAGUUACAGUGUGAAUGUGAGAAGAAUGUUUGUCAUCACAUAAAAGGAUGUAAAACCUACAGCCAGUCCAGGCAGAGUGAAAGUCCCAGAAGAAAUGUUCUAUUAUACAGUACCAUUACACUAGGCGUGGUUUCAGUCAUUCAGUUUACAGUUUAUAUUAUUCUUGUAAUCUGUUAUCAGUAAAUUUCAACAGAAUAACUCCCUACAGUCCUUUUACUCAUAUACCUCACACACAACGUCUUCGGAUCCCCUCUCUCAAGCUUCUAAGUAUCACUGUUAUCAAUAUGUCGAUGUUACAAGUAAAGAGAAAAUAAAUUUGUUGAUGAUAGAUACAAAUCCCACAGUUUUCAUAGUUUCGGUCGUUUGUUUGUGUUACUUAUUAUAUCCUUUAAUCUUAGAAAUAUACUAAAUUCCUGAAACUUCCAGGCGUUGAAUUGUUUAUAAGUGUACAUGAAUGUAUUUGCUUGUGGGAAAUUUACCUAUAUUAUAUAGGUAGCUUAUGA